This is a messenger RNA of Electrophorus electricus (electric eel), 1503 nucleotides long. Lineage: Eukaryota; Metazoa; Chordata; Actinopteri; Gymnotiformes; Gymnotidae. The record is from RefSeq and is a predicted model, not a curated record.
AUGGCCACCAACGGAAUAAGCAAGGCUUUAAAACUUCAGUUUGGGCUCAUAAACCAUGAUAACCGCUACCUCACAGCUGAGUCCUUCGGCUUUAAGGUGAAUGCCUCCAGCUCCAGCAUGAAGAAGAAACAGCUCUGGACACUGGAGCAAGACAAACGGGACGGACAGGUGGUUCUCCUGCGCAGCCACCUUGGCCGCUACCUGUCCGCGGACAAGGACGGCAGGGUGAACUGUGCGGCGGAGGCGCCCAACUCUGACUGCCGCUUCCUGAUCGCGGCGCAGCUGGACGGCCGCUGGGCCUUACUGUCCGAGCCCCACCAGCGCUACUUCGGCGGCUCAGAGGACUUCCUGUCCUGCUUUGCUCAGGCCAUCGGCGAGGCCGAGCUGUGGGCCAUCCAUCUGGCCCUCCACCCUCAGGCCAACCUGCUGAGUGUGGCGCGCAAACGCUACGCCCGUUUGUCUGCCACAGCCGGCGAAAUCACCAUGGACAGCGACAUCCCCUGGGGUGUGGACUCCCUGAUCACUCUGGUCUACACGGAUGGAAAGUACUGCCUGAAAACCUGCGACAACCGCUUCCUGAGCAGCGAGGGCAUAUUGCUGAAGGAGUAUGAGCCACACGCCAGUUUCACGCUGGAGCUCAGAUUGGGCAAGCUGGCUUUCAAAAAUAUUAAGGGCAUGUACCUCGCCCCAGUGGGGCCGGCAGGUACCCUGAAGUCGGGGAGGUGUACAAAGCCAGGCAAACACGAGCUUUUUGAUCUGGAGGAGAGUCAUCCACAAGUGGUGAUCCAGGCAGCCAACAAAAGAUACGUCUCUAUCCGUCAAGGGGUCAACAUCUCAGCCAAUCAGGACAUGGAAACAGACCUGGAGACUUUUCAGAUGGAAAUCGAUAAGGAGACAAGGAAAUGCAUGUUUAAAACUAACGAGGGAAGUUACUGGACCCUCGUUAGUCAUGGAGGCAUCCAAUCCACAGCCACAGACAUCGAAGCCAAUGCAAUGUUCCACAUUGAAUGGCUCGGCCGGGCAGUGGCUUUAAAGGCAAGUAACAGAAAGUACAUCUCCACCAAAGGAAACGGACAGCUGGCAGCUGUGGGCGACACUGUGGGUGACAGCGAGCUCUUCCAGCUGAAGCUGAUUAACCGGCCAAUCCUUAUCCUGCGUGGCGAGAACGGCUUCGUGUGUCAUCACAGGAGUUCAAACACACUGGAUGUCAACCGCACUGCUUAUGACAUCUUCUCCUUGCUCUUCAGUGACGGAGCAUACCACAUUAAAACCAUUUACCAUUUGGCUUCCCCUGCAGGUGGAGAUGGAAAGUUCUGGUAUGUGUCGAGCAGUGACCUGGUUUGCUCGGACGGGGAUGAGCCUGAGGACUUCACCCUACAGCUCCAGGAGCACGGCCGGCUGGCCAUCAGGGGAAAUAACGGCCUCUAUCUCCAUGGCGACAAUGAUGGCACGUUGAAGUGUGAUGCAGCUUGCGUGGACAGUGCAUCUCUGUGGGAAUACUGA